CACGACACGUAGAAGAGAGUCUUUUAGAGUAAACCCAUCGUCUGUAAUCUUCGGAGUAGUUGUGAAUUACACACAGAGAGGUUGUUGCCAUUUAAUAUCCACCAUACAGAGAGGCUGAAAGUUGAAACCGCGCAUUAUACGACUAUUUUAAAAUUUUAUUAAUACACGUUCGUCGUAAUUAUAGUAAACGCGUCGUCGUCCUGUAAUAACGUUUUCAUUCGAUCGAAAAAAAUUUCCUCUGUGAAGGAAAAUUUUAUUUGUGCUAUUUUUUUCCCUCUAGCUGCGUGUUUUUUUGAAACCCGAAUCGAGAGAUGACGACCGAAUCUAAGAAAAUCUUCGCCGAUGAUGUAGUUAAAGAUGUGCAGAGUACUUGGGCUACCAUCAAUAGUGAUCUGCAAGUCGUCGGAUAUGAAAUAUUUCAGAGAUUAUUCACCGCUUAUCCAGAUUACCAGAAGCUCUUCAAAGCUUUCUCAAAUGUUCCUACCAGUGAAUUGAAGAAUAACCCACAAUACAGUAAACACGCCUUUUCGGUAGCCAACGCUUUGAAUUCGUCCAUUGAAAAUCUCGAAAAUGCCGAUAAAUUGGUCUCUAUUCUUACAUCGGUGGGCAAGAAACACGUAAAGAGGAACGUUACGGAGAGUCAUUACUCGAAUGUUCAGGUAGUGAUCUUGAAUACGAUCAAAGAAUGCCUCGGUGAUAAAUGCAACGACCAGAUAGCGAAGUCUUGGAACGAAGUUGUGUCCGUAGCUGUGUCAACAAUCAAGAAAGGAGCUGAAGAAGAAGAGGCUAAAUAUUUAUAAUAAUACAUUCUUACCUUUACCGUCGGUGUUUCGUCUGUUGUCGUAAAUGUUUUCAUAAUCUCAAAUGUACUUUGUAAGUUUUUCCUUGUAAAAAUUCGCCAAUAUAUGCGAUUGAUAUUCCAUAGCAAA
Planococcus citri (citrus mealybug) is the source of this 929-nucleotide messenger RNA. Its product is annotated as cytoglobin-1-like. The coding region runs from base 312 to 800 and encodes 162 amino acids. Gene Ontology annotation, cellular component: hemoglobin complex; extracellular region. Gene Ontology annotation, molecular function: oxygen carrier activity; oxygen binding; heme binding. Gene Ontology annotation, biological process: oxygen transport; response to hypoxia. The transcript is spliced from 4 exons. The record is from RefSeq and is a predicted model, not a curated record. Lineage: Eukaryota; Metazoa; Arthropoda; Insecta; Hemiptera; Pseudococcidae.